UCGUUUAUCGUCGCAAUUCCUGAUUUCAAGAGGAAUCGCGGGCGAUCGAUCGAAAAAGGCAUCUGCCAAUCAGAGCUCGCUGUUCAGACCGCUUAUGGGCGAAGCGUAAACCCACCGGUGACUGGCGGCCCCUCCUCGUCUAUUUUUAAAAGCGCAGGACGUGCGCAGCGUGUUCGUUUCGCGCGCGAAUGUUCUCCAACGCGGAGCGAAGGUCGUUUCGUGUCGAGUCGUGUGCGUGAACGGACGAGUGAUUGCUCAACGAUUACCGGCUAUCUCGAAAUUCACACGUCGACCCGGUCUAGUCGCAUCUGGUCGCGUUUCACUGUGAUCGCCGGCAGACAAAUAGCGAGUCGUCAGUUCCGAAACGAAAAAGGCAGAAGCGAAACGAUCAUCGAGGACCCGAGCAUAUCUGACUCGACUUGUUUAUUGCGUCGCAAGACACGUCAGCCGUGACCCGCCGAGUGGGGUUUCGCGAAGAUCACACCGGGUGACCCCGGAAGUGACAGGUUGCCGGUCAAUUCGCGGCGCGAGCUGUCCCCUGUCUCCCCCCCGUUUGUUUUCAUCUAUACGCCGGUCGCCACGUAUCUCCCCAAGAUUCGGUCCCGCGUCGUCGAGUGUCUUUGCGCGACGCUCGCGAUCCUGUCGCCGGUCGCCCUCGCCCGCGACAUGGCCACGUACGGGCGUUAUCACGGCAGGAAUAAUCAGGAGCUCGUGCAACAUCUACGGCGUUCCAGGGUGAUCAAGUCUGACAAAGUGUUUGAAGUAAUGAGUUCUGUAGACAGAGGAAAAUAUACUCACCCCAGUCAUGCUUAUAUAGAUUCGCCACAAGGAAUUGGCUAUGGUGUCACCAUCAGCGCUCCUCAUAUGCACGCGUAUGCCCUGGAAUUGCUUGAAGAAAAACUGCGCAAUGGCACAAGGGCACUAGAUGUUGGUUCUGGAUCUGGAUACUUGACAGCAUGCAUGGCUCUCAUGAUGGGUUCACAUGGGCUGGCUGUUGGAAUCGAUCACAUUCCAGAGCUUCGAGCAAUGGCUGAAGAGAACAUACGGCAUGACCACCCAGAACUUUUGAAGGACGGACGUGUGGAAUUAGUUGUCGGUGAUGGGAGAUUGGGAUAUCCUGCACGUGCACCGUACAACGCUAUUCACGUAGGAGCAGCCGCCAAAGAAAUGCCACAAUCACUGAUAGAUCAGUUAGCACCUGGUGGACGUUUAAUAGUGCCUAUGGGUCCAGAGAACUCGGACCAAACUUUAGUGCAAGUUGACAAGACUCUGGAUGGCAAAAUCAAACAACGAUCCCUGAUAAGCGUGGUAUUUGUUCCACUCACUGACAAGGAACGGCAGUAUCGUCGAUCAUGAGGCAUGUGUCAGCUCCAAUAAGAGAGCGCCAUUUUAUUAUUUACAGUUUUGAAUAUUAUUUUAUUAUUUUAAACCUCUCAUGUUGAUAGCUUUAUUCACAUAAAAGUAUAUAUCUAUAUAUGAGAAUAUAUAUAUAUGUAUACAUGUAAAAAAUUAAUUGAAUUACAGUUUUGUUCUGUAAGGCACUUGCAAAUUUGUUCCAAAUUAUUGCAAAGAUUAAUAAAAAAUCUGACAUGAGAGUAUUUCGCAAUUUCAAAGAUUUUAAUAUAAGUCUAGUCUUCUAUUAAUUUAUUCUGCUUCAUGAAAAAAAUAAUUAAACAUCAUUUCUAGUUACAAGAUAUUUGGUUUUAAAUAAUUUAGAUUUAAAAAA
Molecule: messenger RNA, 1726 nt
Organism: Pogonomyrmex barbatus (red harvester ant)
Lineage: Eukaryota; Metazoa; Arthropoda; Insecta; Hymenoptera; Formicidae
Product: protein-L-isoaspartate(D-aspartate) O-methyltransferase
Biological process (GO): protein modification process
Cellular component (GO): cytoplasm
Molecular function (GO): protein-L-isoaspartate (D-aspartate) O-methyltransferase activity
Source: RefSeq, a predicted model, not a curated record